Messenger RNA from Phoenix dactylifera (date palm), 2883 nucleotides. RefSeq names its product BEL1-like homeodomain 4 (gene BLH4). Gene Ontology annotation, molecular function: DNA binding. Lineage: Eukaryota; Viridiplantae; Streptophyta; Magnoliopsida; Arecales; Arecaceae. The record is from RefSeq and is a predicted model, not a curated record. Gene Ontology annotation, biological process: regulation of DNA-templated transcription.
UCUAUUGUCGCCAUUUUUUAUGUGAGGUGGGGAAUAAUAGAAAUAUAAGGGCUAGCUACUGUCUUAGGGGGGAGGAGGAGAGGAACAGCGACCUUUUUCUUUCGGGGUCUGUCUGAUAUCGGCCUCCGUUCUAUUUCCUUUUUUUCCCAUCUUGCUCUUCCCUUUCCGAAGGCGAUUGUAGAGGAAGGAGAGUGGAGAAGAAAAGAGCUGAGAGAGAGAGAGCGGGAGACAAAGAUCGAUGGAGGUCGGGAAGAGGCUUUCAAUCCCACAGAAAGACAACGAUGGCUUCAAAGUCUAGAGUCCUCCCCACCCAACAACACAACGAGCUAAAUUAACCUGAAAUUUGGGCUGCCGGCCACCACGAUGAUGAUUGUUGGAACACCGGCAUGGGAAUAGCGACGCCGCCUUCUCAGCCCGCCUGCCCCUACCUCAGCCCACCGAAGACCGUCUCGAGAACCCCCGGCAGGCCUAAUUCCCCGACUUCUAUGUCCCAAGGCUUCCACCACGGCAUCUUCGGCUUCUCCGAUGGCUUUGACAGGUCCACCAGCCAAGAGCAGCAGCAGCAGCAGCAGCACAUCGCCCAGCAAAGCCGGCGGGACAAGCUAAGAGUGCCGGGCUUCGAGCCCGGCGGCCAUCCUCUUGUCCCCAUAGAGGAGCAAGGCGAGGAGUCCAGCAUCUACGACUCCACCGCCGCUGCCGCCGGGGCCAGUAACAUGCUGUCUGAGAUGUUCAAUUUUCCCACUUCCGACUUGCUCGCCGGCCAGAUCUACCGCCAGACACCGCGGCCAGGGCCGAUGGCCGGAUUCUCGGGGGACUGGUACGGUGCCAACCGACAAGGGGUGGUGCUGGGUGGUACUGACAAUUUGGGCUCCCUUGGUGACUCCACAGCGAAGCACCACCAUGAUCGCAGCCAUCAGCAGCAUCCCAUCUCGGGGCUGAACGCUGACUCCGCAGCCGCCAUGCAGCUGUUUCUCAUGAACCCGACGCUGCAGCCACCGCCACCCCAGCAGCAGCACCAUAGGUCUCCAUCCCCACCUCCACCAGCUCCUCCUCCCACUCUCCACCACCUCCAUCACCACCAGCAACAAGCCUUCCAGUCCUUCAGCGAUGCAUCCUUCGGCGGGGGAGUCGGGGAGAGCCAGGGCCUAUCGCUAUCGCUGUCGUCGUCGCUGCAGCAAUUCGAGAUGCCGAAAGCCGAGGAGCUGAGGGUUCGAGAUGGGGUGCUCUACUUCAACAACCAAGCGCAGCAGCAGCAGCAGCAGCAGCACCUUUCUUCGCUACACUUACAAGGUCACGGUCACGGCCAGGCAGUGCACAUUGAGUGCGGGCCGAUGGGAGUGGUGAAUGUGCUCAGGAACGCCAAGUACGCGAGGGCGGCACAGGAGCUCUUGGAAGAGUUCUGCAGUGUUGGGAGGAGCCAAUUGAAGGGGAGUAGAAUAGGGCGGCACGCCGGCAGCUCUUCGAACCCUAACCUUAAGCCUAUCCAUGGCGGCGGCGGCGGCGCUUCUAGCUCUGCCGCCGCUGCCGGGUCCUCUUCGUCUUCUAAGGACCUCCCUCCUUUGUCUCCUGCUGAUAGGUUUGAACACCAGAGGAAGAAGGCCAAGCUCAUCUCCAUGCUUGACGAGGUGGACAGAAGAUACAACCAUUACUGUGACCAGAUGCAGAUGGUGGUGAAUUCCUUUGACUCCGUGAUGGGCUUUGGGGCUGCGACACCAUACACUGCGCUUGCCCAGAAGGCCAUGUCGCGGCACUUCCGGUGUCUCAAGGAUGCAAUUGCUGAACAACUGAAGCAGACAUGCGAGCUCCUUGGCGAGAAGGAAGCCGGGAGCAGCUCAGGCCUGACCAAGGGGGAGACCCCAAGGCUUCGGUUGAUAGACCAAAGCCUGCGGCAGCAAAGGGCCUUCCACCAGAUGGGGAUGAUGGAACAGGAGGCUUGGAGGCCUCAGCGUGGCCUUCCAGAACGCUCAGUGAAUAUUCUGAGAGCAUGGCUUUUUGAGCAUUUUCUUCAUCCGUACCCAAGUGAUGCAGAUAAGCAUCUGUUGGCAAGGCAGACAGGUUUAUCCAGAAAUCAGGUCUCCAAUUGGUUCAUUAAUGCUAGAGUCAGGCUAUGGAAGCCCAUGGUGGAGGAGAUGUACCAACAAGAAGCCACGGAGGGCCCAGAGGAGAGAGAUCAAGGAGCACAUUCACCGGCACAGCAGCAGCAGCCACAAGGCCAGAGACCGGACACCGAUGCGCCAUCCGAAAUUGACCCAUCUCUGGCCCCACCUCCCACCAGCCGGCACCACCACCACCUGCUGGCCACCUCCUCCUCCUCCGCGGACAACCCGCCACCAGCGGCGGUGGGUCAUCCAUCCAGUGGUGGUGCAGGAGGAGGAGGAGGAGGCGACAAUGCCCCCCUCGUCGGCAUCGGCGCACCGGAGCUCUGCAGGUCCGACGUGCACAUGGGGCCCACCGACGACACUUACCGCUACGGGGCCACCUCCGCCGCCACCUUGGGGCCUGCCGCACAGAUGAGGUUUGGGACUGCUGGCGAUGUGUCGCUCACUCUGGGGCUACGGCAUGCCGGAGGGAAUGCCGCAGAGAAGGGCGCCCGCUUCUCGGUCAGGGACUCCAGUGGCUGUUAGGGUGGAGUCAAAGGUUGAAGAAAGAAAGAAUUAAAGGAAACAGAAGAUUAAUGACAGAGAUGAAUCUUCUUUUAACCAUUUUAGCCUUCCUUUUUGUUUUUUAGAGAAAAAAUAUAUAGCAAAAGAACAUAGAAAUGUAUGAUAUAGAUUGUUUUGCAGGCCUUCUUUCUUUUCUUUUCCUUUGUAAAUUCAAGAGCACAUACAUAUUGCUAUUGGGGAGACGGACCGUCACAAGAACUAAGGAUUAAUAGCGUGAGCA